Messenger RNA from Yarrowia lipolytica CLIB122, 2361 nucleotides. RefSeq names its product DNA replication licensing factor MCM7. NCBI's taxonomy places the organism in Eukaryota, Fungi, Ascomycota, Dipodascomycetes, Dipodascales. The record is from RefSeq and is a predicted model, not a curated record. Gene Ontology annotation, cellular component: MCM complex; nucleus. Gene Ontology annotation, molecular function: single-stranded DNA helicase activity; single-stranded DNA binding; ATP hydrolysis activity. Gene Ontology annotation, biological process: double-strand break repair via break-induced replication; DNA replication initiation; DNA replication.
AUGUCUGCUGGAGCUACCGUGAUGGCGAUUAGCGUCAAUUAUGACGAGGCGCGAGAACAUAUCAAGUCGUUUUUAAGCGAGUUCAAGACGCCCGAAUCCAUGUUGGACGACUUGCAAGACCACGACAUGGAAGACGAUGGACCUGAAAAAUCGGGACUCAAAUACAUGGAUCUUCUCCAACGAGUGGCAAACCGACACGAGGAGACAAUUCGAAUCGAACUGGACGACCUGCGGGCCUGGGAGAAGGAGGCCAACGUGAACAUUGACCAGCCUCUGGCCCAAAGAGGACACUCUCUGCUGGAAAACAUCUGCAACAACACAUGGCACUUUCACGACAUCUUCUGCAACAUUGUAGAUGAGCUGAUGCCCCAGCCUACACGUGAUUUGGGCGCUGAUGCUGAUGCUGUGGACAUUCUUAUUCAUUCACGACAACAGAUGCAUGAGAGAGCAGAGAGAGCACGAAGAGAACGACGGGAAAACGGAAUGGCCAAUGCCGACGACAAUCUCAUGGACGAUCUCAAUCCCAUGCCGUCAUUUGCUCCUGAGCUGCUGAGACGAUACUCUCUCUACUUUAAGCCUCCUUCCGAGGCGCUGGAGGGUGCCCCCACCACUGGAAAGUCAUUCCGAGUGCGAGACUUGAAGGGAGCUCAGAUUGGCCACCUGCUGACUGUGCAGGGUAUCGUCACACGAGUUUCUGAUGUCAAGCCCAGUGUAAAGAUCAAUGCUUACACCUGUGACAAGUGUGGUCAUGAAAUUUUCCAGGAGGUCAAACAGAAGACCUUCAACCCUCUGGUCGACUGUCCUUCCGCAGAUUGCAAGGAGAAUCAGACCAAGGGAAAACUCUUCAUUUCUACCCGAGCUUCCAAGUUUGUGCCCUUCCAGGAGGCCCGUAUCCAGGAGCUUACUUCUCAGGUUCCCACUGGUCACAUCCCUCGAUCGGUGACUGUGCACAUUAACGGUUCCCUGGUGCGUUCGCUGGGUCCCGGAGAUCAGGUCUCUAUUUCAGGUGUGCUUCUGCCAGCUUUCUACACUGGAUACCGUGCUUUGAGAGCAGGUCUGUUGACAGAAACUUACGUGGAGGCCCAGGAUGUGCGUCAACACAAGCAAAGGGACAGUGGCGAGCUAGACGCUGCUUCUCUUCGACAAAUCCAGCAGAUUCGGGCCGAGGGAAACAUUUACGAGCAUAUGGCCAAGAGUAUCGCUCCUGAAAUCUAUGGCCAUGAGGACGUGAAAAAGGCUCUGCUGCUGCUGCUUAUUGGAGGAGUCACUAAGGAGCUGGGAGAUGGAAUGAAGAUCAGAGGAGAUCUCAACGUCUGUCUGAUUGGAGAUCCAGGUGUGGCCAAGUCGCAGCUGCUCAAGUACAUCUCUAAGAUUGCUCCUCGUGGAGUUUACACCACCGGUCGAGGCUCGUCCGGUGUUGGUCUUACAGCAGCUGUGAUGCGAGACCCCGUUACCGACGAGAUGGUGCUGGAAGGAGGAGCGUUGGUUCUGGCUGAUAACGGUAUUUGUUGCAUCGAUGAGUUUGACAAGAUGCCCGACUCUGACCGAACUGCUAUCCACGAGGUUAUGGAGCAACAGACCAUCUCCAUCUCCAAGGCUGGUAUCUCCACCACACUGAACGCCCGAACCUCCAUUUUGGCGGCAGCUAACCCUCUUCAGUCCCGAUACAACCCCAAGUUGUCGCCUGUAGAGAACAUCAACCUUCCCGCCGCUCUUUUGUCGCGUUUCGAUCUUCUGUUUUUGAUUCUCGAUAAACCCAACCGUGAAACUGAUGAGCGACUCGCGGAGCACGUAACUCACGUGCACGAGACUGGCCGACACCCCCAGAUGGAGUUCGAGCCUCUUUCCCCCGCUGCCAUUCGACAGUUCAUCGAGCACACCCAGACCAUCCGACCUACCCUGUCUGAGGAACUCAACCAGCACAUUGUCAACGCCUACGUCAACAAGCGUCAGGUACAGAAACAACAACAGGGCUCCAAGCAACAGUUUUCGUUUGUCACUCCCCGAACUCUACUAGCGAUUAUUCGAAUGUCUCAGGCUCUUGCCCGACUUCGACUUGACAACCAUGUGAACGCACACGACGUCGAGGAGGCUCUGCGGCUCAUGGACGCGUGCAGAAAGUCCAUCGACGACCCUCUGGACGACACCGAGUCUCGAGAGUCCAUCUCGUCUAAGAUUCUAGCCAUUGUGCAGGAUCUGCAGCGAGAGAUGGCCACCCAGGAGCUGGACUUUGACCGUGUUCAGCAGCGAGUCACUGGUAAGGGAUAUACUGCCGAUCAGCUGAACGACGCCAUCGAAGAGUACCAGAACCUGUACUUGUGGCAGCUUCAUGAUAACGGAACCAAGCUGGUGUUCUUGUAG